Molecule: messenger RNA, 459 nt
Organism: Panicum virgatum (switchgrass)
Lineage: Eukaryota; Viridiplantae; Streptophyta; Magnoliopsida; Poales; Poaceae
Product: protein SENESCENCE-ASSOCIATED GENE 21, mitochondrial-like
Exons: 2
Coding region: 93-362 (89 amino acids)
Source: RefSeq, a predicted model, not a curated record
CCAAGCAGAGCCGCAGCAAAGAAGCAGAGCACGCCGUCGCCACUCUGCAGGCCCCCUGCCCCGGACCCCGGUGAUUCCGAGGAAACAGAGCAAUGCCGCGCGCUCCCGUCGCCACGCUGCUCUCGCUCGGCCGGAGGGGCUACGCCGCGGCGGCGGCCGGAGCGGAGGUGCGCCAGCGCGCGGCGCCGUCGGCGGCGAGGGUCUCGGGCACGGGGGUUGGCAGUAACGCCGCGGCGGCGGCGGCGGCCAGGGAGGUCUUCUGGAUGAGGGACCCGCAGACGGGGUGCUGGGCCCCCGAGGACCGCUUCGCCGACGUCGACGCGGCCGAGCUCCGCGCGCGCCUGCUCGCCAGGAAGGACUAGGGAGGACCUCGUCCUUUCGGUUGAUGUCUUGAUGACGAACCAUUGACGAUUCAAACUUGAUGAAGCCGAUUAAUAGAAUAGCCUCCAUUGGCUAGAA